Nymphaea colorata (pocket water lily) is the source of this 1295-nucleotide messenger RNA. RefSeq lists its product as uncharacterized. The record is from RefSeq and is a predicted model, not a curated record. The transcript is spliced from 5 exons. NCBI's taxonomy places the organism in Eukaryota, Viridiplantae, Streptophyta, Magnoliopsida, Nymphaeales, Nymphaeaceae. Bases 92 to 1015 code for a protein of 307 amino acids.
CACUGGCAAGAAAGCCAAAAAGGUCGAGGGACGAAACAGCGGAAAGAGAAAAGGACGAGCUAAUAGAAAGAUUGUGUGUGUGGGGGAGACGAUGGAGAGGAGCACCCCAGUGAGGAAGUCUUACACCUCUACCGCCGAUCUCCUCACAUGGUCCGAGACGCCGUUGCCGGAUCCGGCCGGCGACGGCUCGACUCCGGCUGGCUCCCGUUCCGCUUCCCGUCCCCACAUGCCAUCGGGAGGAGUCGCUAAGGUGAUAUUUGGCGGGCAGGUGACUCCCGAAGAGGCUGAAAGCUUGUUAAACAGGAAACCAUGUUCAGGUUCAAAACUGAAGGAGAUGACUGGAAGUGGAAUCUUUUCUGCUGAAAAGGAUCUGCCAGAAUCAGGAAACAAUUCUGUAAAUUCUAGUAAUAAAACAGGUUUACGACUCUAUCAGCAAGCUGUCAACUCAAUCAGCCAGAUCUCAUUUAGUGCUGAUGGAAGUGUGUCUCCCAAGAAGCCAACAUCUCUUACUGAGGUGGCAAAGCAAAGGGAACUUAGCGGGACUUUAGAGACCGAGUCCGAUGCUAAGAAGAAGCAACUGUCUGAUGCGAAAACACGAGAAUUGAGUGGACAUGACAUUUUUGGACCGCCCUCACAGAUCCCACCCAGACCAUUGGCUGCACGUUCUCUAGGUCUGAAGGAAACCAAUGACAUCCCUGAACCAGCUCCAAGACAUCUCCGAACUUCUGUUAAAGUAUCAAAUCCUGCAGGAGGUCACACCAAUUUUAUGUUUACUGAAGAGAAUGUAGUGAAGACGACUAAAAAAAUUCACAAUCAGAAAGCAGCAGAGUUGACAGGAAAUAACAUUUUCAAAGGGGAAGACGCCCCUCCAUCUGCUGAGAAGCCACUUAGUUCAGCUAAACUGAGGGAAAUGAGUGGAAAUGAUAUAUUUGCCGAUGGAAAAGCAGCUUCCAGAGAGCACUUCGGUGGUGUCCGCAAGCCCCCAGGUGGUGAGAGCAGCAUUGCCUUGGUUUGAGUUGGUAAAUCAGCUAUCCACGUCAAUAGUUUGAUGCAAGAUCACAUAUAGAUCGACUGGCUUCUACACGCUCUAGCUUUUGAUGUUCUGGACAGGUUGUGUGUGUGUGGCUUCUACACACUCUAGCUUUAGAUUCAUGCUUGCGCAGAUAUUGGUCCUUUUCUAGUUAGAUUACCUCUGACGGUCGUCUGUAAAACUGCGGACUACUCUAACUGUUUAUGAACUGGCAUCGCCUUCAUGGAUAACUUAAUUGGAAAGAAUAUGCUUAUUCUGUGGAGAA